UAUAAUAGACCCUUAUCCUAGGAACCUAUUUUACACCAUUUAAUUUUCUCAUCAAAAUACUUUGACAACUAUCUCACUUUUUUCAUUAAAACUUUUAUUUUAAUUUUACUUCAUCCUUCAUAUUUCAUUUCAACCUUAAGAAUUUGGUUUUAUUGGUUGCAAAGAUGGUGAGAGGGAAGACGCAGAUGAAGCGUAUAGAGAACGCAACAAGCAGACAAGUAACAUUUUCAAAGAGAAGAAAUGGUUUGAUGAAGAAAGCUUUUGAGUUAUCAAUUUUGUGUGAUGCUGAGGUUGCUCUUAUUGUUUUCUCACCAAGAGGAAGACUUUAUGAAUUUGCAAGUUCAAGCAUUCAAGAAACAAUUGAGCGAUACCGCAGUCAUAGCCGGAUUAAUAAUACUCAAACAUUAUCUGAAUCUGCUGAAAAUACUCAGCAUUUGAAGGAAGAAGCAGAAAACAUGAUGAAAAGGAUUGAUCUUCUUGAAACUUCAAAACGAAAACUAUUAGGAGAAGGUUUAGGGACUUGUUCCAUUGAAGAAUUACAAAAGAUAGAACAGCAGUUGGAGAGGAGUAUAACUAAAAUUCGAGCAAAAAAGACUCAGGUUUUCAGGGAACAAAUUGGUCAUCUAAAAGAAAAGGAAAAAACCCUAAUUGCUGAAAAUGUCAUGCUCUCUGAGAAGUAUGAUAAAUAUUCAUCACAGCAAGCAAAAAAGGGUGACAGAAAAAAUAUAGCAGAAGGUGAAGCUUUUGCGGCAAGUUCAGAUGUUGAAACUGAGUUAUUCAUUGGACUUCCAGAAACAAGAACAAGAAUUUCUCCAAGCUUGAGGACUAAUUAAUCUCUGAGUAUGCAAAACGAAAAUAAGGGUAAGGCAAAGUGUCUCAUCAAAAUUGUAUAUUGGAUUUGUUUCCUUAAUUAUGCUUUCAUCAUUCAGAUGAUAAAUAACAAUACUAAGUGUAGUAAUUUGUUUCAUAAUAUUCUCAAACCUAGCUUUACUCCUAAUGAAGAAUUAUUUGCAGUCUUAGAAA
This is a messenger RNA of Lathyrus oleraceus (garden pea), 1023 nucleotides long. Its product is annotated as MADS-box protein SOC1. Gene Ontology annotation, cellular component: nucleus. Gene Ontology annotation, molecular function: DNA-binding transcription factor activity; protein dimerization activity; RNA polymerase II transcription regulatory region sequence-specific DNA binding. Gene Ontology annotation, biological process: positive regulation of transcription by RNA polymerase II. The transcript is spliced from 8 exons. The coding region runs from base 165 to 833 and encodes 222 amino acids. The record is from RefSeq and is a predicted model, not a curated record. Lineage: Eukaryota; Viridiplantae; Streptophyta; Magnoliopsida; Fabales; Fabaceae.